Molecule: messenger RNA, 1566 nt
Organism: Miscanthus lutarioriparius
Lineage: Eukaryota; Viridiplantae; Streptophyta; Magnoliopsida; Poales; Poaceae
Source: the annotation of a GenBank genome assembly
AUGGCUCGUCACCCAGAUCCGUCCUCCGUCUCAUGGCUCCUCACCCAGAUCCUACCUCCCUCCAUCUUCCCCUUUGCGCAGUGCAGGACAGCUAAGGCUGAGGCACCGACCAACCAGGGAGGCAACAGUAAACGAGCAAGCUACAAAGGCAAGCACCAAGUACCUCAAAUUUUAAAUGUAGGAAGAGCCACUCCUAUCAUGGAACUUAUGAUCGCAGUGAGAAAAGCAGUUCCUAAGUUGCAAUUGGUGUAUGGCAUUGCUGUUGACAGAGUGUACACUGGCACACUUAUGACAUCUCUUGAUAUGGCAGGAUUAUCUAUUACCAUUAUGAAGUCCGAUGAUAGCAUUUUGAAGAGACUUGAUGCUCCCACUAAAGCUCCAGCUUGGCCUGUUGGUUCUAAAGGAAACCGUCCACCAGCAAAGUUUCCUGUUCCUCUACCACCAUCACCUUCAAUUAAGGAUGACGAGAUUUUUGCUCCAUCUCAGGAGCUGAGCAAGCAAGGGUGUAUCCUGGAGGCUGCUAUUGAAGCAAGUGCUACUGCAAUUAUCAAUCUCAAGGAUAGCCUAAAUGAAUGGGACAGUAAAGUGGGCGAUGGUGACUGUGGAACCACAAUGUAUAGAGGUGCAACAGCUAUUCUUGUAGAUAUGAAAAAGCGUUACCCUAUGGAUGAUGCAGCUGGAACAAUAAAUGAAAUUGGGGCAACAAUCCGAAGGGUGAUGGGCGGAACAAGUGGAAUCUUGUAUGACAUACUCUGCAAGGCUGCCUAUGCAAGCUUAAAGCAGAGCUCAACUGUCACUGCAAAUAAAUGGGCUGAUGCUUUAGAGGCCUCCGUUGCUGAUGUUAGCAAAUAUGGUGGUGCCAGCGCAGGAUACCGCACAAUGUUGGAUGCCCUAAUUCCUGCUUCUGCUGUUCUAAAACAGAGACUUGAGGCUGGAGAUGAUCCUGUGACUGCUUUCAUCGCUUCUUCUGAAGCAGCAUCAGUUGGCGCUGAAUCCACCAAACAAAUGCAAGCAAAGGUAGAGACUCAGGAAUUACAAGUGGAAAUCAAGACAGCGGCGGCUGAGGAGAUGCGGACGGUGACAGCAGAGAGGAGUUGCGGAUCGGUCGAGGUGGUGGGAGUCCGGGGACGCCAAUGCGGUGGCGGCAACGAAGAUGAGGCGGGGACAGCAAGGAGGAUGGCCCUCUUCUUCGGCAAGGUGGAGAUGGAGGACGGCAAGACGCUGGCGGACUACGACCCCCGGCCGACGGCAUGGAUGCGAGUGCCGUCGUGCGCCAGCAGGUCCCGUGGUGUCGGGUCUCGCCUGCCGCCACCACAGCAGCCGCCUCCCCGUGCGGGACCAGCGUGUGCUUUGCUUGGUCUGGCGGAUCCGGGAGGAGGCGCGGCCAGCCGACGGGAUGGUCUAGAGGAUCUGGGAGGAGGCGGCGGAGCGGUUGGUUCAAAGCCGGAGGAGAGGGAUCCAUGGCGUCCUCGACGCGUCCAUUGGCGGCGGCGGCGUGGAGCGUUGGGAGUCGGGCGUGGUGCGUUUCUUUUUUCCGUGUUCGCAGGCUCGAUCCCUGAACCCUGA